CGUCGGUCGUGUUUACGGUACCGGCCGCUGCGCGCGCAUGUUUCCUCGUUUCCCGGUUCCCCGUAGCUCAGGCGGUGGCGCGGUGUCCGGCCUAGACUAUCUCUCACCAUCGGGGCCGGUUACGGCCGUUACAGGUUUUAAAAGAUGGCAAAGUUCAUGACACCCGUGAUCCAGGACAACCCCUCAGGCUGGGGUCCCUGUGCGGUUCCGGAGCAGUUUCGGGAUAUGCCCUACCAGCCGUUCAGCAAAGGAGAUCGGCUCGGAAAGGUUGCAGACUGGACGGGGGCCACAUACCAAGACAAGAGAUAUACAAAUAAGUACUCUUCUCAGUUUGGAGGUGGAAGUCAAUAUGCUUACUUCCACGAGGAGGAUGAAACUAGUUUCCAGCUGGUGGACACAGCGCGCACACAGAAGACCGCCUACCAGCGGAAUCGAAUGAGAUUCGCACAGCGAAAUCUCCGCAGAGACAAAGAUCGACGGAACAUGUUGCAAUUCAACCUGCAGACCCUGCCUAAGAGCGCCAAGCAGAAGGAGAGAGAACGCAUACGACUGCAGAAAAAAUUCCAGAAACAAUUUGGAGUGAGGCAGAAAUGGGACCAAAAAUCACAGAAGCCCCGAGACUCUUCGGUGGAAGUCCGCAGUGACUGGGAGGUGAAGGAGGAGAUGGACUUCCCUCAGCUGAUGAAGAUGCGGUACUUGGAAGUGUCAGAGCCCCAGGACAUUGAGUGCUGUGGUGCCCUGGAGUACUAUGACAAGGCCUUUGACCGCAUCACCACGCGGAGUGAGAAGCCGCUUCGGAGCAUCAAGCGUAUCUUCCACACCGUCACCACCACAGACGACCCCGUCAUCCGGAAGCUGGCGAAGACUCAGGGCAACGUGUUUGCCACCGACGCCAUUCUGGCCACACUGAUGAGCUGCACCCGCUCUGUGUAUUCCUGGGACAUCGUCGUCCAGAGGGUCGGGUCCAAGCUCUUCUUUGACAAGAGGGACAACUCUGACUUUGACCUUCUGACAGUGAGUGAGACAGCCAAUGAGCCCCCUCAAGAUGAGGGUAACUCCUUCAACUCGCCCCGCAACCUGGCCAUGGAGGCAACCUACAUCAACCACAACUUCUCCCAGCAGUGCUUGAGGAUGGGGAAGGAAAGAUACAACUUCCCCAACCCCAACCCAUUUGUGGAGGACGACAUGGAUAAGAACGAGAUCGCCUCUGUGGCGUACCGUUACCGCCGGUGGAAGCUCGGGGACGACAUCGACCUCAUCGUCCGCUGUGAGCACGACGGUGUCAUGACUGGAGCCAACGGGGAGGUGUCCUUCAUCAACAUCAAGACCCUCAACGAGUGGGACUCCAGGCACUGUAACGGCGUUGACUGGCGACAGAAGCUUGAUUCUCAGCGAGGGGCUGUCAUUGCCACCGAGCUGAAAAACAACAGCUACAAGUUGGCCCGCUGGACCUGCUGUGCUUUGCUGGCCGGAUCCGAGUACCUCAAGCUUGGUUAUGUGUCCCAGUGCCACGUGGUCUGUGCCAGCGGGCCCCACCCUAACACUCCUCCCCCCGGCAGUUAUGUGUCCCGGUACCACGUGAAAGACUCUUCGCGCCACGUCAUCCUGGGUACCCAGCAGUUCAAGCCCAACGAGUUCGCCAGUCAGAUCAACCUGAGCGUGGAGAAUGCCUGGGGCAUCCUGCGCUGCGUCAUCGACAUCUGCAUGAAGCUGGAGGAGGGCAAGUACCUCAUCCUCAAGGACCCCAAUAAGCAGGUCAUCCGUGUCUACAGCCUGCCCGACGGCACCUUCAGCUCCGAUGAGGACGACGAGGAGGAGGAGGAGGAGGAAGAGGAAGAAGAAGAGGAAGAAGCCUGAACCAGAUGGUGACGCGGAACUGGUGUCUGUGACUGCAUCGAGCCUGGAGGACCCUGAAUAUCUGGUGGGAUGUGUGUCUGACUCUUGCUCUCUGAAGCUGGGCCAUUGAAAUAAACUCUAUUUAGUCCCUUA
This is a messenger RNA of Capra hircus (goat), 1989 nucleotides long. It is a transcript of the gene EIF3D, whose product is annotated as eukaryotic translation initiation factor 3 subunit D. Gene Ontology annotation, molecular function: translation initiation factor activity. NCBI's taxonomy places the organism in Eukaryota, Metazoa, Chordata, Mammalia, Artiodactyla, Bovidae. Gene Ontology annotation, biological process: translational initiation. The record is from RefSeq and is a predicted model, not a curated record. The coding region runs from base 145 to 1857 and encodes 570 amino acids. Gene Ontology annotation, cellular component: eukaryotic translation initiation factor 3 complex; cytoplasm. The transcript has 15 exons.